Messenger RNA from Lachancea meyersii CBS 8951, 513 nucleotides. The record is from the annotation of a GenBank genome assembly. Lineage: Eukaryota; Fungi; Ascomycota; Saccharomycetes; Saccharomycetales; Saccharomycetaceae.
AUGUUUUCACUUGCACAACAAAAUUUCUACUACUACUAUUUCGUGACGCAUAUCUUCACGACCAUUUUGGUGGACUCGACUGUUGUUGUGCCGGAAAAAUUCCAAUUCACCAAAUGGCUCGUAGACUACCAUAUUUCGCUGAACAACGAUUUUCUGCUAUAUGAAAGGCCGGCCUGGCUGUGGUGGUUUGUACUCGUCGAGUGCGUAGGUCAAUUGCCUGCUUUUUUUUGGUUUGCGUACAAAUUAAGGCAUAUUUGGGCUCUGAGAAAAGCCUCCAGCGACGACAAGACCUCGAAAAUGCAGUUAAAUGCAAGCAACAAACAACUGCUUUUUUGGCUCAGAGUGUAUGGAUGGAAUGCCGGGCUAACUACGUUAUUCUGUCUAUAUACGGUGUGGACGCGGGGAUAUUACCCAGAAGGCGAAUUUUUGCCAAUGAGUGUGGAGGACAAAUUGAAGCUCAUGGCCGUUUACUGUCCAUACCUGAUUAUCCCACUUCGUUUGUGCUUCUUGUAA